Molecule: messenger RNA, 1713 nt
Organism: Microdochium trichocladiopsis
Lineage: Eukaryota; Fungi; Ascomycota; Sordariomycetes; Xylariales; Microdochiaceae
Exons: 1
Coding region: 1-1713 (570 amino acids)
Source: RefSeq, a predicted model, not a curated record
AUGUCAGCGCGCGAGCUCCUCCCCGACGUCGUCGGCGCGCUCCACAAGAGGGCGCGCCGUUCGUGGUCGAACCGCCUCAACCAGUCCAAAGCCAAAGCACAGGAACCACGCGCGUCACCAGAUAGCGCGGUCUCCCUCUCAAAUGACACCCAUCUCGCUCCGAAUCCAGCCACUGGUGGUGAUGUAAUACACGCCAACAGCCAAGGCCACCAGGAGAACCAAAGCGCGUGUAAAUCACAAGUGGUGACACGACCUCUCUUGCCUGAGCACGAGGAGAGCAUCGACAGCUUUACCCAGAUCGCUGUACCUGGACCAGUGCAGUCUGCCCAACGUGGGGGCAACGAUAUUCACAAUCCUUCCACGGAAACACACCAAGCUUCAUCAUCACCACAAGUACAGCUUGCACCAGAACAUCCCGCCGCCAGCUUCGACUACUUCCACCACAUCUUCCCACCACUCCCAGCACACUCACCAGACCUCCCAGCCAGCAAUGACACAAAUAAUGAAGACACCAAACUGCCCAGACCAAUUCUCAUCCCCCGCGUCACCCCCGGACCCCACGCCCCUUUCGCGCGGUGCUUCCCACCAUCGCUCCUCACGGCCCUGCCGGCGCACCGCCAGGUCCCAAAGUCCGACUUCCUCGCCUUCAUCGACGCCCUGAACCUCGUGGUCCGCCCCCACCCCCUGAUCACCACGACCGAGUUCCUCGCCAUGGUCGUGGGGUCCGUCCCUUUCGACGUCGCCGAGGCCGUGGGCACCGCGGUCGAGCUCGCCGCGGUGGGCGCGCACGUGGCGUUCACGUACAAGGCCACCGGGAGGUUCUUUGCCGUGAUGAACGAGCGGUACUUCCAUCCUAGGGGCCUGCACGUCAAGAUGAUCAAGACCAAGAGGCUGAGGAAGGAGUUUGGCCUGGACAAGAAGCGCGACUUGGAGGAGGAAGAGGAGGGGGAGGUGAUGUUGAUAGACGAAGGGCAGCAGCAGCAGCAGCAGGAGCAACGACAGCAACAGGACGAACAGCACCAAAGCCCAGCCACGACCACAACGACAGACCAGAAGCAAAAGAAGAAGGAGGAGAAGAAGAACAAGAAGAAACCCAAGAAGAAACUUCAACCUCUGGCCCUCCCUCUCACUGCAGACACUCUCGAAUUAAGCUGCCAGGAGCGAUGCCUCGCAUUCCUCGAGACCAAGUGCUACGCGGCACGGCUCGAGUUUGACAACUUGCCUCCGCCAGCGACGUUCACUCUGCCGCCCCCAUCCCAAUCCCAAGACCAAUCACAAUCCCAGCCCCAGACCCUCUCUUCCACGCACGACCAAGACGACAAGACACCACCACGCACAGAGCCGCAGACGGCGCCACUGCCGACGUCCGCCCCUUCCACCUCUUCACCAAAACCCCCCAUGUUCCAGCGCCUAGCCGCCUGGCGGGUCAAACACAUCCUGCUCAAGUCCGAGAAGGAAGCCAAGCGCCAGCGGCGGCGGGCGUGGAAGCGGCACCACGAGAAAGGCAAACCCUUGCGCGAGCCCUGGGGCGAGAGGCAGCGCGUGGGCCAGCUCGACUGGGUGUUUGUCCAGAAUCUGGACGAGUGGGAGGCCCAGCGCGGCGCCAAGGCGGCGAGGAAGCAGGAGGCCGCGGAGGAGAAGAGGAGGAAGAGAGACGCAAGGAUGGAGAAUUUGGGUCUGCGGAGGGUGCGGACGGAGAGGACUGUGCGGUAG